AUGAACCAUAAAAGCCAGAAGGCGAAAACUGUCUCAGUUUCGAAGCCUUUACUUAAAUUGAAAUUACUUGAUUGUUUAAGACAAUCGAACUUUCAACAGUUAUGCCAUCUUAUUGCGAACGAGUUCCAGCCAUUUGACGAACCAACUGUCAGAUCCGUUUUUGAACUAAUUUUACAUUAUGCCGUCCAAGUGUCCCCAGCAUCGUUGAUUAAAGAUAUUGUACAAAACUGGACUACGAAAGGUUCCAGCAAUUCACAACUUUUCAUUGAUGUAAAUAAGCAGGAUCAGGAUGGAAAUACACCUUUACAUCUUGCUGCUUUUCAAUCGAGAGGAGAUGUGGUGACGGUUCUAAUGAACCAUCCGGACAUCAAUGAUUGUAUACUGAACGACGCUCAUUUGCAACCGAUUGAAAUGUGCAAGAACUUGAACAUUGCGCAAAUGAUGCAAGUUGCUAGAGCCAAUUACGUCGCAGAGAUCGCCCAGGAGUUUAGACAGGCUUUCAAUAAUAGAGAUAUCGACCACUUGAAUUCAAUACUGUCUAACCCAAGAAAUCAGGAACUUUUAGACAUCAACGGAAUGGAGCCUGAGACUGGUGAUACAGUAUUGCAUGAAUUUGUCAAGAAAAGAGACAUUCUAUUGUGCAGAUGGAUUUUAGAUCAUGGUGGUGAUCCUUUUAAAAGAGACAGUCGGGGUAAAUUACCCAUUGAUUUACUCAAGAAAGUUUCUUCAAAAGAACAAAACGAUAAGAAGAACGCUAUUGACCUAGAAUUGAAAAAAAUGUUGGAGAAGGCUGCAAGAGAACAGAGUGUUAUAGACGUGACCAAUAACUUGCAUGAGCCUCCAACUUAUAAGGGAUACUUAAGGAAAUGGACCAACUUUGCUCAAGGCUAUAAAUUACGGUGGUUUAUUUUGAGCUCUGAUGGUAUUUUCUCUUAUUACAAAGAUCAAGCCGAUACUUCAAAUGCUUGCAGGGGUUCUCUCAACAUGUCUACCUGCUAUUUGCAUUUAGAUUCUUCAGAAAAACUCAAGUUUGAGAUUAUUGGCGGGAGCAAUGGCACCAUCAGAUGGCACUUGAAAGGAAACCAUCCUAUCGAAACAAAUAAAUGGGUGUGGGCUAUUCAAAGUGCCAUUAGGUUUGCGAAAGACAGAGAAAUAAUGACUAAGAAUGGGCAUGCUGUUUCUUCUACACAUGGUUCGGGCAGCUCAGGGUCCCAGGAUAAGUCAUUAGAAAAUAAACCACCUUCUAGCAUGCCUUCAUUGCACUCUUAUGACAACAGACAGCAGCAACCACCACACCGCAGAACUACUAGCAGUGCCUCCUCUGUUUCAUCUGCUGAGUUAGUUGAAUUGAAUAGUAACUUGACAGAGAGCGGUAAGGAUUUCGUUUCCAAGGUCAGAAACUCGCGUAAUUCCAACCUGAGUGUUUCCCCAUUGAGCAGCAUCGCGGAUGACCAGACUGCAUCGUUUUCUUCGGACCAAGAUAACAAAGUUGACACUUUGAGAAACAAAUCAGGUUCUGGGAAAGGGUUCAGAACCAACCAAAGUAUCGAUGGUGAAGAUAUUGAAGAUGAUGCAGAAGAUGAUGAAGACGAUGAUGAAGACGAUCAGGGUAUGUUGGAGACUUUAGGCGGAGAUGAUGAUGAAGAUGUUAAAAUGGUUUACGGACCGCAUGCCCAAGAGAUAACUAUUCUCCAAAGGGCAAUUUCAAUCGAGUUAAGCUCUUUAAUUGAGUUAAUAAACGAGAAUGAUCCAUCUGAAGAGCAUAUAAAAACCGCAAGAAAGUCUCUAGGAUUUAUUACUAAGAAUUUCUCCGAGUUAAAUCAAAUGUCACAAACAAGAGAUAAGAAGUUGAUCAAAAUGUUAUCCAAACAAAGAGACAUCAAUAAUUUAUGGAUCAAGUCAGUUAAAGAUUUGGAGCUUGAACUCCUGGAAAAGGGGGAGAAACUAGUAUCACUUGAUAUUGAGAGAAAGAAUUUGAAAAAGCUCUUACAAAAGAAACUCUCAGAAGUAAAUACUGCAGAUUUUAGUUUGGACAAUAAAACUGUAGGAGAUAAAGGUAAUGACUCAGCUAAACCUUUACAAGAAAUAGUUGAAUUCAUUGAAAAUCAUGAGUCUGAUGAAGAUAUUGACUCUGAAGUUGACGAAUUUUUUGAUGCCGAAGAUCUCGAUAACGAAGAAACCUCCAUAGCAUCUGUGGACGCUCCAACCAGCGGUAAUCAAACAGCUUUAUCACCUGAUAAGGAAAACGCUGUAUCCAUUCCAUCAACUCAAGACGAUUCCAAUGAAACACUCGAAAAAAGUCAAGAAGAGCCCUCUGUUACCAAGUCUACUGUGCCUGAAAUUGUAAUCUCACCUGAAGGUUCUACUGUGGAUAAGGGUGUAACAGAGGAAAGUGUUGAAACAGAGUUACCAUUGGCUGUAACAGCGGAACAGAAGACGAAAGCAAAGGUGCUACUGGAGGAGGGAUCUUUCUUAGGAUAUGAGGAUAAGUUGAGACAGAGAUUGAAGCUAGGAAAAGAUGACCGUCCAUCUGUAAGUUUGUGGUCCGUCCUUAAAUCCAUGGUUGGAAAAGAUAUGACCAGAAUGACAUUACCAGUCAGUUUUAAUGAGCCAACAUCCUUAUUGCAAAGAGUUGCCGAGGAUUUAGAAUAUGCAGACUUGUUGAACCAAGCAGCGUCAUUCGAAGACUCUACACUCAGACUGUUGUAUGUUGCUAUAUUUACGGUCUCUUCGUAUGCUUCUACUGUAAAACGUGUCGCUAAACCGUUCAAUCCAUUGUUAGGAGAAACAUUUGAAUACUCCAGGCCAGAUAAAAGUUACAGAUUCUUCACUGAACAAGUUUCUCACCAUCCACCGAUUAGUGCCACAUGGACUGAGUCGCCAAAAUGGGAUUUCUUUGGUGAAUCCUUCGUUGACUCGAAAUUCAAUGGUAGAUCCUUUGAUUUCAAACAUUUGGGUCUAUGGUAUCUAACGAUCAGACCCGAUUCAAAUGGUAAAGAAGAGUUGUACACUUACAAAAAGCCAAACAAUCAAGUUGUGGGUAUCCUUUUAGGAAAUCCUCAAGUUGAUAAUUACGGAGAUGUGAAAAUUGUCAAUCACAACACAGGCGAUUACUGUAUGAUCCACUUUAAGGCCAGAGGAUGGAGAUCAAGUAGUGCUUAUGAAGUCAAGGGUGAAGUCUAUAAUGCCAAAGGUGGUAAGGAAUGGAUCUUUGGUGGCCGCUGGAACGAGUCAGUAUCUGCGAAGAAAGUUUUGAAACCUAAUUCUUUGGAAGAGAUGCAAGUAGACGAGUUGAAACAUAGCGUAACUCACACAAGCAGCGGUAAUUCAGUUGGCCCUAAAUAUGAUGGUACUAGAUUUAACGUAUGGCAUGUUAAUGAAAGACCAGAAUUCCCAUUCAAUUUGACAAAGUUUGCAGUGACAUUGAAUGCUCCUCAACCACAUCUAUUGCCAUGGCUACCUCCGACUGAUACCAGAUUAAGACCUGAUCAAAGGGCCAUGGAAGAAGGUAGAUAUGAUGAAGCAGCUACCGAAAAACAUCGUGUUGAAGAAAGGCAAAGAAGCGUCAGAAAGAAGAGAGAGGAGAAAAACAUCACUUACCAACAAAGAUGGUUCAAAAAGGAAAUUCAUCCUGUGACUAAAUGUGAUUACUGGAAGUUCAACGGUGAAUAUUGGAAACAAAGGCGCGAUCAUAAGCUGGCUGAUGAAGGAGAUAUUUUUUAG
Molecule: messenger RNA, 3723 nt
Organism: Kluyveromyces lactis
Lineage: Eukaryota; Fungi; Ascomycota; Saccharomycetes; Saccharomycetales; Saccharomycetaceae
Exons: 1
Coding region: 1-3723 (1240 amino acids)
Biological process (GO): piecemeal microautophagy of the nucleus; maintenance of cell polarity; exocytosis
Cellular component (GO): membrane; intracellular membrane-bounded organelle; nuclear envelope
Molecular function (GO): protein binding; sterol binding
Source: RefSeq, a predicted model, not a curated record